This is a messenger RNA of Lolium perenne, 429 nucleotides long. The record is from RefSeq and is a predicted model, not a curated record. Lineage: Eukaryota; Viridiplantae; Streptophyta; Magnoliopsida; Poales; Poaceae.
AUGCCCUUGUCUUCUUCCUCAGCCACGCAGCUGCCUGCGUGCCCUCUCCUGGCACCCCGAUGCCGGCCACCUCCUGCUACCGCCGAGGACGAGGAGACGUCCUGGAGGCCCUCUCUCCCUCCCUCGUCCCUAUCCCCUAUCCUCUCUCACGCGCGCCCCUCUCUCUGGCUCUUCUGCGCGCGCGGCCCAAACCCUAGCCCGCCGCAGAGCUCCUCCUCGCCGCCGUUCUACGCCGCCCCGCGCCCAACCAAUGCCGCCACGAGCUCCGCCCAGACUCCCUCGUCCUCCUCCGCCCACGCGUGCAAGCCGGGGAGCCCCGAAUCGGGCGAAUCGGGCUCCGCCUACGCUGCCGGCCACCGCCUCUCGCCGGCGACUCCGGCCUCCCCUCGUCUCGCCGUCGACACCAGAAGCUCCGCGGUGAGCUUCUGA